CGCCGAACGAUAAAUGGGGAACACAUUAUGGCUCAUCGAAAAUAUUGAGGCAUAACAUCAAAGCCUUCCUUCGGAUCUAUGCUUUCUUUGCAACCCCUCCCACCCCCACACCUCGCUCUUUGUAACCGCGCGCACCAUGCGGAGGAGGAGAAGGAGAAGAAUGGGGGUGCGUGUCACGCACCUUGUAUGCUACUGCUAACCCACUCUCACUCAAUCACCUCUCAAUUGCUACUUAACGGUUCGGCUUUCUCUUUACCUUUCCCUUUCUUUCUCUUUUUUUUCACAUAAAAACUAUCUCUCUCUCUCUCUUUGUUUCUCGCUUGACAACUGUAAAAAAUAAACUAUGGUGGCACGAUCGCUCUUGACUGACUGGACCGCUUCUAGCGAUGGCACUCAUUACGUAUAUGCGCACCCACUUGAACGCCCGGACAGCGAUGAGCGCCAAUACCGAUUGGUACGACUUGCCAAUCAACUGGAGGUGUUGCUCAUCAGCGAUCCCGAAACGGAUCGAGCAAGUGCUGCACUCGAUGUACAUGUCGGCAAUUUGAGUGAUCCCGAUCUGCUAGAGGGACUGGCACACUUUUGCGAACAUUUGCUUUUUAUGGGCACCGAGAAAUAUCCAAAAGAAAACGAUUACUACUCGUACCUCUCCGAGCAUUCUGGGUAUGCGAAUGCUUUCACUGGUACCGAAAAUACAAACUAUUAUUUCGAAGUCGGUCAUCCAUGGCUCGAGGGUGCAUUGGAUCGGUUCUCUCGAUUCUUUAUUGACCCGUUGUUCUCAGAGAGUUGCACUGAGCGUGAACUCCGUGCUGUAGAUUCUGAGCAUAAAAAGAACUUGCAAUCGGAUUGCUGGCGUAUCGCACAAGUCGAGAAGACACUUAGCAACCCAAAGCAUCCAUGGCGCCACUUCGAGACCGGUAACCUGGAAACAUUAAUGGAAGCUCCGAAGCGGCGUGGAGUCGAUGUGCGUCAGGAACUGCUCAAGUUUCACGAGACGUUCUAUUCCGCAAACAUAAUGAAACUCUGUGUGCUUGGGAAAGAGUCUCUUGAUCAACUUACCGAAUGGGUAACCAGCAAGUUCUCCCAUGUGCGCAACAAGAAUACCCCAGUUCCAGAGUUCGAAGGUCACCCCCUCACCGAAAAUGAAGUCCAGAAACAAAUUUUCGUAAAGUCAGUAAAGCAUAAUCGCACUCUCGAUCUUACUUUUCCCUUUCCGGAUCAGAAUCCUUAUUUCGAAAGCCAGCCUGCGCAUUACAUUUCUCACCUUAUCGGUCACGAAGGCCCUGGCUCGAUCUUGUCCUUUUUGAAAAAGAAGGGCUGGGCAACCUAUCUUAGCUCCGGUACCUGCUAUGGGGGUCGUGGUUUCGGCUUUUUCCAUGUUGGUAUUGACUUGACCGAAGACGGGUUACAUCACCAUGAAGAUAUUGUGGGUGUUAUUUUCCAGUAUAUCGAAAUGAUGAAAACCGUUGGUGUGAAGAAAUGGAUCUUCGACGAGGUCCAGUCUUUGGCAGCCAUUGAUUUCAAGUUUACGGAAAAGUACCCUCCAUCGCAAUACACCUCGUGGUUGACACAACAGAUGCAAGAAGGCUACCCCCCACAAUGGACCAUCAGCGGCACCAGCCUGCUUCGAGCGUAUGACCCACAUCUGAUUGAAGAGCACUUUGCUUUGCUGCGCCCCGACAAUUUCCGAUUGACACUGGCCAGCCAAGAGUUCCCAUAUGGCAUCCAGUGUGACAGGGUUGAGCGAUGGUACAAUACGGAAUAUACUGUAUUGCCGCUCACCGAACGUUUAAAGCAGAUGCUAAGCAACUUGACAACUAAUGACGCAUUUUACUUGCCAGCAAUUAAUGAGUUUAUUCCUACCGAAUUGGAUGUUACUAGACGUGCUGUCAAGGAAAAGCAAGCCAAGCCCGACCUUAUUCAGGAAACGAAUAUGCUUCGGCUCUGGCAUAAACAAGAUGAUACAUUUUGGAUUCCAAAGACCAAUGUGUGGAUUCUUUUUAGAAAUCCGCUGACAUAUGCUACGCCAAGAAACGCCGUGAUAUCAAUGUUGUACGUUAGCUUGCUGGAGGAUUCGCUAACGGAAUACUCUUAUAACGCCGAGGUUACUGGGUUGUCAUACCACCUGAGCACAGACCCCAAUGGAAUCGCGCUUAAUAUGGGUGGCUAUAGCGACAAGUUACCGCUCCUUCUGGAGAAGGUCGUAACAAGGAUGAAAACUAUAAACAUUGCGGCUGAUCGCUUCAAAGUGAUCAAAGAUUCAGUCAAACGGCUAUAUCAAAACUUCUUCCUAGAGCCACCCUUCCAACACGCAACAUAUUAUCUCACAUACGCCAUCCGAGAAAAGAUGUGGAAAUGUGACGAUCUUGCCAAUGAACUUGCAGAUAUCCAACUCCAAGACGUGCAAUCAUUCUAUCCAACGAUCCUGUCCAACUUGCACAUCGAGAGUCUUGUGCACGGCAAUUUGGACCAAGACCGCGCAAUUAGCAUGUUUCGCAACGUCCAAGACAUUCUUGACGCCCGGCCACUGAUGCCGAGCCAAUUCAUCAGCUCGCGAAGCCUCAACCUUCCUGCGGGCGAGUCCUUCGUGUACCAACUACCUGUACGCGAUGCAGACAACGUAAACUCAGCGAUCGAAUACUAUUGCCAAAUCUGCGAUGUCAUUGAUAUUCCACUCAGAGCCCGACUCAGUCUCGUGGCCCAGAUGGCACAAGAACCUUGUUUCAAUCAGCUGCGAACAAAGGAACAACUCGGCUACCUGGUCUUUAGUGGUGUCCGACGCCACAUUGGCACGAUGGGUCUUCGAUUUAUCAUCCAGAGUGAGCGCGACACGGUCUAUUUGGAAAACCGGGUGGAAGUGUUCAUCGAGACCUUGCGCGAGAUCAUCGUCAACAUGACCGAGACAGAGUAUCAAGCCCAGGUCGACUCAUUGAUCGCUGACAAGAAGGAAAAAUUCAAAAACAUGGGUCAAGAAGGUGCAAAGUAUUGGGGCGAUAUCGACUGUGGUUAUUAUGAAUUCGAUGACGUCGAAAAGGAUGUUGCAGAGCUGCGUACAGUUGACAAGGCGUCCCUGAUUGACUUUUUCGAUAAAUACAUCGAUCCCACAUCACCCCAGUUCCGAAAACUCUCUGUUCAUUUGCAAUCUCAAAAGGCAGUACCAUCAUCACCUGCUACUGCCCUUUCUGGAGGCAAGACGACGACCAAGGUCACCAUCGAGUCGCUGCAUUCGUGUCUUUCCGCCACAAAGGAUACGAAACCAUUGAGCCUGGAAGAGCUCAACAAAUCAGUCGGCACAGACAUAAAUGCUGGGUUACCAGCUGAGCAAGUGCUGCGAAAACUGUUGGUGGACGAACUCAAGGCCAAUGAAGACGAUAUUGAACGUGUUAUGGCCAAGCUGACACAAGAGACCACAGCAUUUGUGGAUGUUCAACAAACCAAUGGCACUAGCAAUGGUGCUAGUAGUAGUACUAGUGACAAGGAACUUGAAGCAUCACUCCUCAACCGUGAUCAUAGCAAGCUUGCCGAUAACAAUAUUACCAUCACUGACUUGAUCAAGUUCAAAAAUCAAAUGCCCCUUUCUCCCGCUGCAGUUCCGUUCUUUCUUUUCUCCCGUAUUUAAUUAUUCAUCUUGUG
Messenger RNA from Zychaea mexicana, 3633 nucleotides. RefSeq names its product Metalloenzyme, LuxS/M16 peptidase-like protein. Lineage: Eukaryota; Fungi; Mucoromycota; Mucoromycetes; Mucorales; Lichtheimiaceae. The transcript has 12 exons. Gene Ontology annotation, molecular function: metalloendopeptidase activity; metal ion binding. Bases 344 to 3619 code for a protein of 1091 amino acids. Gene Ontology annotation, cellular component: mitochondrion; cytosol. Gene Ontology annotation, biological process: peptide catabolic process. The record is from RefSeq and is a predicted model, not a curated record.